GCCAGACCAUAACCACCACACAGCACUUUCUCGAACUUUAUCGUACAUGAGAAUUUCAUCCGCUUUGACUCUGCUCGUCGCUGGCGCCGGGCUUGCUAUAGAGCAAGUCAGCGCCAGCCCCAUUCGAGUAGUCGUCGUCAGUUCGCAUCAGGAGCUCUCCGCCUCCGGCCCAGGUAUUCUGCGCAUCGGCCAUGCCGCCACGAACGCCCACCCGGAAAUAGCACUCGCGCAGAUGGGCACUAAGCCGCAGCUGAUGGCCACGACCGAGUGGAAAGAGAGGCACGCCAGGCCCCAGCGCCUGUGCGGCAAGCUGAGGGAGAAGGCGCUGGCGAUGUCCAACGGGAUCCGCAAGAUGCUCGGGAUGCCGCUCGUCGAGGGCCGGCCCUUCCAUCACGCCCACCACAUGGGAACCGCGAAGGAUGGCGGGAAUAAUACCUUCAAGGUGAUGGGGUGGGUGGAGAAGGAGCCUACCCUCAAGCCGGUCGAGGCCGUUGAGGAGGAGCAGGCGCCCGGCCCCCAGCCCGAGGAGCCCAAAGGAAGGAUCGUGUUCCCUGGACACCGCGUCAUGAGGUGCCGCAGCUCGUCCUUCUUGAAGAGGAUCCACCGCGCGCUCAUGAGCCUCGGGCCCUGGGAGGGCCGCGCCGUCGCCUUUGUUCUCGGUUGUGGUAUCGGUGUUAUCUUCCGCAUGAUUUGGGUGAUGACCCUCGUCACCUAUCGCCUGAUCAAAGGGCGGAGGGAGCCCGAGGAGUACGAGUACGAGAUCGUUUACGAGCAGGAUGCCGAGGACCUCCUCGUCCCGCCGCCCCAGUACACCGACGAGAAGGUUGAGGCUGUGGAUGCUAAGACCGCUCCCUCUCCUGCCCCGGCCACCCAAGCCUAAGCCCGUCGCUCCUUUCGAAUGCCAGUUUCUUUUCCUGUGAUUAUCCAGAAGCUAUGGAAUAAACGCUGUUGCGUCUCCUUGAUCAUACUCCCUUCAGAUACGGAAUGGACUAUCUAUCUACCCUGUUGUAAUACUUGUGAACAUGAUUCGUUUCAGGCCCUAGGGUGGCCCUCUUAUCUCUACCUCGGGUCGGGUAUCUCGCGUGUGAGGG
Molecule: messenger RNA, 1091 nt
Organism: Gloeophyllum trabeum ATCC 11539
Lineage: Eukaryota; Fungi; Basidiomycota; Agaricomycetes; Gloeophyllales; Gloeophyllaceae
Exons: 4
Coding region: 47-880 (277 amino acids)
Source: RefSeq, a predicted model, not a curated record